AUGGUUUUUCCCUCCCUCAAAUUUGUGACCUUUGGUCUCGUAGCCAUGGGUGGAAUUGUUGGCGCACACCCGGGGGACGAUGAAUUCAUUCACCCAGCCGAUGUGGGCCGGCGUCAGCUCGAGACAACUGGACGGCAUAUCCAAGCGCGCAACUGUGCUCCACAAAUUGCGACCCAUAUCGCUGCUCGCAAGGCCAAGCGCGCUCUCGCCGGCAAACCUCGCAUGCACCGUCGCGGAAUUGACAGUUUACCUCAAGGUACUUCUCCUUGGCGCCGUCAUGGUCAAAUUGUCGCUCGAGCAGUGGGUGAUGCUACUGCUGACGCUCCAACAUACACUAACAUCCAAAAUACCACUUGCGUGACUGCACCUGAAGUUACGGAGGGGCCUUAUUAUAUCAAUAACGAGCUCGUGCGCAACGACAUCCGUGAGGACCAGGGUGGUAUCGACUUGCUCCUUGAUAUCGGUGUCAUCGACACCACAACAUGCCAGCCCUUGGAGGAUGCUUUCGUAGAAAUCUGGUCCUGCAACGCUACCGGCUCCUAUGCAGGCUUCACUCAGGUCAGCCUUGGCCCUCCUCCCAAUAACACGGCACCACUGCCAACCGGGACAGAAACUGCUACCACGACCCGUGGCCCCCCUACCGGCGGUCCUGGAGGUCCUGGAGGCCCUGGCGGACCGCCUCCAUCCCAAGGAAUGAGCGAUCAGCUUACAUUCUUGCGCGGCGGUGCUCCGACCAAUGAGAACGGUAUUCUAGAGUUCAAGACUAUUUACCCUGGAUUCUAUACCGGCCGAACCAUCCAUAUCCAUGCUAUGGUUCAGACCAACUAUACCGUCUUCUCCAACGGCACUGUCGCAUCCAAACUCGGAGAUCUACACCACAUUGGUCAGAUAUUCUUCGAUGAUGCUUUGAACGACCAAGUGGUUUCACUUCCAACCUAUUCAAACACUACCCAGACUCGUACCCUGAACGAGCAGGAUGGGAUUCUUCAAGGUGCUAAUACCGGCGGAUACAACACAUAUGCCGAUGCUGAAUUGUUUGGAGAAUCAAUCGAGGAUGGCGUUCUCGCGUACAUCACUAUUGGUGUCGAUACCUCACGUCACGUCAAUAUCAGCAGCACCAACUAUGCUCAGACGAUUACGUGGGAGGCCACUCCCACUACUGGGCUGUUCUGA
Molecule: messenger RNA, 1173 nt
Organism: Rhizoctonia solani
Lineage: Eukaryota; Fungi; Basidiomycota; Agaricomycetes; Cantharellales; Ceratobasidiaceae
Product: intradiol ring-cleavage dioxygenase
Exons: 11
Coding region: 1-1173 (390 amino acids)
Molecular function (GO): oxidoreductase activity, acting on single donors with incorporation of molecular oxygen, incorporation of two atoms of oxygen; iron ion binding
Source: RefSeq, a predicted model, not a curated record